This is a messenger RNA of Labrus bergylta (ballan wrasse), 2579 nucleotides long. The record is from RefSeq and is a predicted model, not a curated record. Lineage: Eukaryota; Metazoa; Chordata; Actinopteri; Labriformes; Labridae.
CACACAUUAAGUAUAUUGCUAUGUGAUAUUGACCAUUACUGAUGCCCUGUGAGACAUUUUCUACCAGAACAUUUCCUCUACUGAAAUUAAUGUCUCAUAAAGUGUGUGAUUGUGCGUUGAAGAUGAGUAACAUCUACGAGUCUGCAGAGGCCACACUAGGCUUCAUCAGCUCUCCAUGUCUGGCCAAAGUGGAGCUGAGAGUGGCCUGCCGGGGGAUCUCAGACCGAGACGCCCUCUCCAAACCUGACCCCUGCGUGGUGCUGAAAAUGCAGUCGCAUGGGCAGUGGUUUGAGGUUGACCGAACAGAGGUGAUUCGUAGCAGCAGCGGCCCCGUCUUCUCUAAGAUCUUCCUGGUGGAUUAUUACUUUGAGGAGGUGCAGAGGCUUCGCUUUGAACUGCACGACAUCAGCUCUGGAAACAACGGCCUCCGAGAUGCUGACUUCCUGGGAUCUAUGGAGUGCACCUUAGGACAAAUCGUCUCUCAGAGAAAACUGACCAAAGCUCUUCUCAAGCAGGGAAACACUUCAGGGAAGUCUUCCAUAACGGUGACAGCAGAGGAGUUGUCGGGUAACGACGAUUACGUUGAACUCUCCUUCAGUGCCCGUAAGCUCGAUGACAAGGAUUUCUUCAGCAAGUCUGAUCCUUUUCUGGAGAUUUUCAGAAUAAAUGAUGAUGGGACUGAGUCGCUUGUACACAGAACUGAGACGGUCAUGAACAACCUGAGCCCAGUUUGGAAAUCCUUUAAAGUUUCUUUGAAUACGCUCUGCAGUGGGGACCAGGACAGGGAGCUAAAGUGCACAGUUUGGGACUGGGACUCAAAUGGGAAACAUGACUUUAUUGGGGAGUUUCAGACCACUUUUAAGGAGGUGAGAGCGGAGCAGGAGGGCAAACAGUGGGAAUGCAUCAACCCCAAAUACCAGAUGAAGAAGAAGAAUUACAGAAACUCUGGUGUCGUCAUUCUCAACCAUUGUAAGAUAAUCAAAAUGUAUUCCUUCCUGGAUUACAUUAUGGGAGGCUGCCAAAUCCAGUUUACUGUGGCAAUAGACUUCACAGCGUCCAAUGGGGACCCCAGAAACAGCUGCUCCCUCCACUACAUCCACCCCUACCAGCCCAAUGAGUACCUGAAAGCACUGGUGGCUGUGGGGGAGAUAUGCCAAGACUAUGACAGUGAUAAAAUGUUCCCCGCGUUCGGUUUCGGAGCUCUCAUACCACCUGACUUCAAGGUUUCCCACGAUUUUGCCGUGAACUUUGAUGAGGACAAUCCUGAAUGUGCUGGGAUCCAAGGCGUGGUGGAGGCCUACCAGAACUGCCUCCCCAAGAUUCAGCUGUACGGGCCCACCAACAUCGCCCCCAUCAUCCAGAAAGUGGCCUCCUCUGCCUCCGAGGAGAUGCACACCAAAGAGGCCAUGGAAUACUUCAUCCUCCUGAUCCUGACAGACGGCGUCAUCACCGACAUGGCGGACACGCGGGAGGCCAUUGUGCAUGCCUCCCACCUGCCCAUGUCCGUUAUCAUCGUGGGCGUGGGCAACGCAGACUUCACAGACAUGCAGAUACUGGACGGGGACGACGGGAUCCUGCGUUCACCCAAGGGCGAGCCUGUCCUCCGUGACAUCGUCCAGUUCGUCCCUUUCAAGGAUUUCAAGCAUGCAUCGCCAGCUGCACUGGCUAAGAGUGUUCUGGCAGAAGUCCCCAACCAGGUGGUGGAUUACUACAACGCUAAAGGCAUCACACCCAAGUGUAUGUCAGACUACGAGUCCACAAGGACCUUCAGCCCCUGACAAUGGAAAAUCAUACAAACACACUUAUAUAUAUAUAUCAUAUAUAUAUUCUUAAUGUACUGUAUAAUACAUAUACACAUGCAAAAGCACAAGCACAGACACAUACAAGUACACAUACAUACAGUAGUCUAGCUCAGAUUUUUAGCUCGUUCUGGUGAAACAAUUUGAACUACUACAUUGAUGAGUAUUGCAUGUUCAGCCACAAAGGCAUCACCUGGGAAAUUAUUACUAUCUUCUGUAUAUCUGACAAAUGUUUAUAGAAAUAAAAGCAGUCUUCUGAACCAGCAUGCGGACUGAGACCACUAUAGCCCACCCAAAGAAAUGACACUCCUACCUUAUUUAGAUAACUAGCAAGUAAAGAUCUGUGGGUAAGAAAAGCCAAAAAUAUGUGAUCGCACAGCUGUAAAGAUCUUAGAAUUAGCAUUGCAAAUGUUAUUUAUGGGAAUGGUAUCGCCUCUGUUAGUAUACUGCAUAAAUGCAUGAAUAAUUCAGCUCCUGCUAAUGUCCAAUCUCCGGUAGCUGCUUGCUAGUUAUAGAAUAAAGUAUCUCUGUCAUUUGAGUGACAUUCAGGGUUGUUUUGGGGGUUGUUUUGGGGUUUUUUUCUACAGACUUAUUUGAGAUUUUGCUAAAUGGAAAUGAACAACAGACAAAUUGUAAUAAUUUCUUAAUAACCUUCUUACAUUGUAAAGAGUUUUGGGAGGAUAGAAAAUGUGUGUGUGGUAGACACUCAUCUGUGGGCUGAAAACUGUUUUUUCUGUAUUCUGCAUGUUGAUUAUAAUAAAGACAAUUUGGUUAUAUCAC